AUGGGGGCUUACACUAGUGGAAAUGGGUUGUACGAACAUACGCUGCAGGAGAACGAACGGGAGGCGGUUGCUGAUUUAUUGACAUAUCUUGAAAAUCGUGCUGAGACCAAUUUCUUUGAAGGAGAUCCGUUGCGAGCGCUUUCGACACUAGCCUUCUCGGAUAACGUCGAUUUACAACGGUCAGCGGCAUUGGCUUUUGCAGAGAUUACCGAAAAAGCCGAGAAUAAACUUCUUAUCGUCCAAAUGGGAGGUCUCGAACCAUUGAUUCGUCAAAUGUUAUCACCAAAUGUUGAAGUCCAGUGCAACGCCGUAGGAUGCAUCACCAAUUUAGCAACGCAUGACGAAAAUAAAUCGAGGAUUGCAAAGUCUGGUGCGUUGGUUCCAUUGACUCGAUUGGCCCGUUCAAAAGACAUGCGCGUUCAGAGGAAUGCAACCGGGGCUUUGUUGAACAUGACACAUUCGGAUGAAAAUAGGCAACAACUUGUUAAUGCCGGUGCUAUACCGGUAUUGGUUAGUCUUCUGAAUUCCUCGGACACGGAUGUUCAGUAUUACUGUACCACGGCCCUUAGUAAUAUCGCCGUUGAUGGUAAGACAAAGCCAAUUUCACAACUCUCCUUAAAUCGAAAAAAACUUGCAGCGUCCGAAACAAGAUUGGUACAAUCGCUAAUCGGGCUAAUGGACUCGACGUCACUUAAAGUGCAAUGUCAAGCGGCCUUAGCACUAAGAAACUUGGCUUCUGACGGUAAACGGGUGAUGAACAUCGAUCUAUUGUUAUGCUGUGUGACCACUAGAUUUUUACAUAUGCCAUCGCGAAUGCAUUUGCUUCUUCAAUCAUCAUUCCUACCUCUGAUUCUCUCUUCCGUCGCCUGCAUUCGUAACAUAUCGAUUCAUCCGCUCAACGAAUCUCCAAUAAUUGACGCGGGAUUCUUAUCGCCGCUGAUUCAACUCUUGGCAUACGAAGAAAAUGAAGAAAUUCAGUGCCACGCUAUUAGCACUCUGAGAAACUUGGCCGCUAGCUCUGAGAGAAACAAGAGAGCAAUCGUGGACGCAGGAGCUGUUGAGAAGGUGCGAGAAUUGGUGUUAAAUGUUCCAUCUAGUGUGCAAAGCGAGAUGACCGCUUGUGUUGCGGUUUUGGCAUUGAGCGAUGAAUUGAAACCACGAUUAUUGAAGCUGGGUAUAUGUCGAGUUUUAAUUCCCUUGACAAAUUCUUCAAGCAUGGAGGUCCAAGGAAAUAGCGCCGCUGCAUUAGGAAAUUUGUCUUCCAAAGUUCAAGAUUACUCGCCGUUUGUUAGCGUCUGGGAUAAUCCUGCUGGUGGUCUGAAUGGGUACUUGCAACGAUUCCUAAGUAGUUCGGAUAAAACAUUUCAGCAUAUUGCUGUCUGGACAAUUGUUCAAUUUCUGGAGGGUAAAGAUCUGCAACUAUUGGAGAAUAUUUCAUCAUCGAAGUCAAUCGUUGCUGCCAUAACUCAACUGGUGGAACACGGGAUCACCACUGAAGCUUGUGACGAAGAAGAAUCGGACGAAGAAGAAAUUGUGGCCUUAGCUCGCAAGACCUUAACCAUAUUGGAGAAUUGUAAAUGA
Acaulospora colombiana is the source of this 1581-nucleotide messenger RNA. The record is from the annotation of a GenBank genome assembly. NCBI's taxonomy places the organism in Eukaryota, Fungi, Glomeromycota, Glomeromycetes, Diversisporales, Acaulosporaceae.